CGAACUUUUACAAUCCAACUCCACGACGACAAACACACCUUCACGACAACCCCUCAGCAUCAAUCAUAAUGGCUGAAUCCGGAGAGAAGAGCGGCAACCCCAUGAAGGAGCUCCGCAUCCAGAAGCUCGUUCUUAACAUCUCAGUUGGAGAGUCUGGUGAUAGACUUACCCGGGCAGCUAAAGUUCUUGAGCAGCUGAGCGGUCAAACCCCAGUCUACAGCAAGGCCCGUUACACUGUCCGAACUUUCGGUAUCCGUCGUAACGAGAAGAUCGCCGUUCACGUCACUGUCCGCGGACCAAAGGCUGAGGAGAUCUUGGAGCGUGGAUUGAAGGUCAAGGAGUACGAGCUCCGCAAGCGCAACUUCUCCGAGACUGGUAACUUCGGUUUCGGUAUCAGCGAACACAUCGAUCUCGGUAUCAAGUACGACCCUGCGAUCGGUAUCUACGGAAUGGACUUCUUCUGCUGCAUGUGAGUAUCUGGACAAUCUGGAAGGAUACUGGACCGCCAUUGACAAGAUUGUAGGACCCGUCCUGGUGAGCGUGUUGCCAAGCGCCGCCGCUGCAAGACUCACGUUGGAUCUGCUCACAAGAUCAAGCGUGAGGAGACCGUCAAGUGGUUCAAGAACAGAUUCGAGGGAAUUGUCAGAUAAACGGGCUGAACUCAAAAGUGGUAGAUAUUGCAUGACUGGGUUGGGAUGGGGCGUGCUGGUUUGAUCUCGGACAUUUGCAUGUACUUUGAAUGACAGCCACAAAACAAGCAGCUCAUCAACACCAGCACUCCAAUGGAGAAGCUACGGCCAAAAGCCCGACCGGCUCCCAUACCGGCUUGUAGCAGUCUACACCAUUUCUUUUUAUCUCGUGAAUUUUAUACUUGGAGUUGGGAGUUUUCACGAUUCUCUCCCGUGUGCGAGGAAAUAUGUCACACUGCAGACUUGGACCGUGGAAGAUGUGAUCACUGGCACAUGGAUUACAUAGCCAAUGAAC
This is a messenger RNA of Cadophora gregata, 984 nucleotides long. RefSeq names its product 60S ribosomal protein L11 (gene RPL11). Gene Ontology annotation, biological process: translation. Gene Ontology annotation, molecular function: RNA binding; structural constituent of ribosome. The transcript is spliced from 3 exons. The record is from RefSeq and is a predicted model, not a curated record. NCBI's taxonomy places the organism in Eukaryota, Fungi, Ascomycota, Leotiomycetes, Helotiales, Ploettnerulaceae. Bases 69 to 473 code for a protein of 134 amino acids. Gene Ontology annotation, cellular component: ribosome; cytosolic large ribosomal subunit.